UUGCAGGAGGUGGAAGCGCUGGUUUCUCACUGGAACCUCUAUAUCAACCUGGGAGGCUUCUUCGUUGGUCUCUUCUCCGUGACUCUCUUGGGGCCAUGGAGCGACAGCGUGGGCCGUCGUCCGGCACUCAUCCUGCCGGCAGUGGGUAUGGUGCAAGCUGCCAUCUAUCUCCUCGUCAUGUACCUGCAGCUGCACGUGGCCUACUUUCUCCUUGGACGCGUCCUGAGUGGCCUCAUGGGAGACUACAACCUGAUCCUGGCCAGCUGCUUUGCCUACGUGGCCGACACCAGCGACAAACGCGCACGUACAUUUCGCGUGGCUGUCCUCGAGGCGUGCCUCGGCAUCGCGGGCAUGCUGGCCAGCAUUGGCGGUGGCCAGUGGCGCAAGGCACAGGGGGACAUCAACCCCUUUUGGCUCGUGCUUGCUGCCAGUCUCGCUGCUGCUCUCUACGCUGCUUUCUGUCUUCAGGAAUCGGUGAAGGAGCAGAAACCGGCCAAGCUGUUCACACUCGCUCAUUACAAGGCCGUCUACCGGCUGUACACGGCCCCAGAACACUCGAGCUCCAGGCUGAAGCUGGCUCUUUACUCCCUGGCUUUCUUUCUCCUUGUCACUGUACAUUUUGGAACCAAGGACCUCUUUGUUUUGUACGAGCUUGGCUCCCCUCUCUGCUGGGCUGCUGACCUCAUUGGGUACGGCUCGGCCGCCAGUUACCUGGCUUACCUGAGCAGCCUGGGAGGGCUGCGGCUGCUGCAGUUCUGCCUUGAAGACACCUGGGUGGCAGAGUUAGGAUUGAUCUCCAAUAUUUCUGGACUGGUUGUGAUUUCUGUUGCUACUACAACGGCACUGAUGUUUACAGGUUAUGGGAUUCUGUUCCUUUCUAUGGCAGCCACUCCAGUCAUCAGAGCCAAGCUCUCCAAGCUGGUCAAUGAGACGGAACAGGGUGCUCUCUUUGCUUCUGUUGCCUGUGUGGAGGGACUGUGUUCACUUGUGGCUACAGGAGUGUUCAACUCUCUCUACCCUGCCAGCUUGCACUUCAUGAGGGGAUUCCCAUUUCUCUUCGGGGCUAUAAUUCUUCUUAUUCCAGCAGCUAUUAUUGGGUGGAUAGAAAUCUGGAAGUCAAACCAUGACUACAGUCACUUCUCAGAUGCUUCCCUGUCCCCUGCAGAUGGCUGAGCAGCAACUUAGCAACGAGGAAUUAACCAGCUCAGCAGUGUUUCAUCUGAAGACUGCUCUUUAUUCUUCCUUUAAAGGACAGAUUAAUGUGGGAGGGACACC
Tauraco erythrolophus (red-crested turaco) is the source of this 1275-nucleotide messenger RNA. The record is from RefSeq and is a predicted model, not a curated record. Lineage: Eukaryota; Metazoa; Chordata; Aves; Musophagiformes; Musophagidae.